GAGGAGGAGGAAGGGAAGCGAUGGCUCACAGCUAACCACAUCCGCGCCGGAUCGGCUCCGAAAUAGUGGCGCUUCUUUAGGCCGCCUUCCUGCCUUCCCCCUCCAUUUUGAAGACGCGGCGCGCCCGGGCUCCUUCGCCCGUCGGGAAUCGCGCCCGCCCUGAUGGCGUUCAGCGCGUCCUCUUGGCAGAUCCUGUCGCCCGUGCAGUGGGCCAAAUGGACGUGGUCUGCGGUGCGAGGCGGCAGCCCGGGCUCCGAGCAGGGCGGCACCAUCGCUGGGGGAGACGGGGAGGUUCAAGCGAUGGUGCCCGGGCAGCUGGAGGACGACGGCGACGAAGACGAGGACGCACAGGCGGAGACGAAGUCGUUGAGCCUCAGUUCGGAUUCGGAAUGCAAUUUUGAAACUCCCGAGGCAGAGACCCCCAUCCACUCAUUGGGGAAGGAGCUGGCGGACCUGUCCCUGCAGCUGCUGGAACCUGAGGCAGAGCCCCAAGCAUCACGUGAAGAGGAUGUGCGCUUGGUAGCCCAAGAGUUGGAGGACGACUUGCGCCAGAAGGAUGAAUUUGGGGCAGAUUCGGCCGUCUUGCAAACCAACGAACCGUUUUCAUCAGCUGCUGACCUUGAGCUUGGCAAAGGCUCAUCCAUGACUCCUUCUGCUCCAGGGACAGAGCUGUCCACGGGGCGGCCCAUUGCCGUUGUGGAGGAAAGCCCUGCUCCAGCGAGGUCGGAUCCAGACCGAACUUCAGCAAGUGCUGUGCCCUCAGGGACUCAAGAAGAGCAACAUGAGACAUCCCAGGAAAGCAAGGAGGUCCCCGCUGAAGGGCCUACAGAAUCCAAGCCAAAUGGCGAGACGCUUGUGAUUAGCAAAAGCAAGCUCCCCCGAGCAAAACCAGCUGUCCUCCAGAAGAAAAUGGGAAGAGAGAAUCCAGAGGCUGAAGCGGCCACGGAAAGCAUCCCUGUCCCCAAGGCCUCCUACUGCUUUGACCUGGAGGAGUACAGUGAAGACGCAAACCCCUUUGUGAUGGGAGGCUCCAAACUCCAAAACUCUCCCCCUGCGUCCCAGCAAGGCUUUGACCUCCCAAACAGUGAGAUAAAGGUGUGCGGGACGGGAGUGGUUGGCGAGCCGAAAAGCCGGGCCGUGAAAUUAGAAUUCGAUUUCGCAGAAGGGGUGGAAAACCCUGAGCCCAAGAAAGCCCCGUCGAGGAAAACCGGAAGGAAAGCGGCCAGUAAAUUGUCUCCCAAGAGGCAAAGGGGCAGUACCAACCAUCCCGUUGUGGGCACUGAGGUUGGUGAGAAGAUGCUCGCUGUGGAGAUGCCCGAAGCGCCCGCCCCCACGGCCUCCCACCCAAUGAAGGCCGACCAGUGGGAUGACCCCAACUUCAACCCCUUUGCAGCGAGCUCAGAUUUGCAGAGUUCCCCGACUCUUCCGAAAGGUUCCUAUAACCUUGACGUGGCUGACCCAUUCAAGCCCACCAAGACGUUGGUGGGCACGGGAGUGGACUCCUGCCCCUCUGCAGAGAACAGUCUCAAUGAGAUCUUGGAGCUACAGACGCUGGAGGCCGUAGGGGAUGAACUGAAGAAUGGCUCGACCUCUCCAAAGAAAGCCAGGUCGCGUUUGAUAACGACUACUGAACAAGUGAAAUUUCUCUGUUUUCUGUUGAGCGGCUGCAAGGCGAAGAAAUAUGAAACACAGUCCCUGAUUCUGGAUGUUUGCUCUCAGGGUGAAGACGAAGCGGCCCUCAUCUCCAGAAUCCCAGAGCUUUCCAACCGGGAUGGGCAUGCCACCGAUGAAGAAAAACUGGCUUCCACGUCGUCCGGUCCGAAGCCAGCCGAGUCGGAGGUGAAAGGUGAGCCUGAGGAAGACCUGGAGUACUUUGAGUGUUCCAAUGUUCCCGUGUCUGCCAUAAAUCAUACGUUGUCAUCCCCAGGAGAAGGUUCUGAGAAGGACCCGCCAUGCAGUCUGGCUGAGAGGAGCAACCCCAGCGAUGUCUUGGGCCAAUCCGAACCGUGUUCUGUGGAGAAGUCCCCUGGAGCUGGGACGAGAGGAGGUGCUGAAAGCCCUCUGGAUGCCAUUUGCCUCAGUGAAUCUGAUAAGAUGGCGGUUCUGACUCUGAUCAGAGAAGAGAUCAUCUCUAAAGAGAUUGAAGCAAACGAAUGGAAGCGGAAAUAUGAAGGGAGCCGGCAAGAGGUUUUGGAAAUGAGGAAAAUUGUGGCUGAAUACGAGAAGACGAUCGCUCAGAUGAUAGAGGAUGAACAGAGGACAAACAUGGCUUCCCAGAAGAGCCUCCAGCAGCUCACGAUGGAGAAAGAACAGGCGCUGUCCGACCUGAAUUCAGUGGAGAGGUCCCUGUCUGACCUGUUCAGGAGAUACGAGAACCUGAAGGGGGUCCUGGAAGGCUUUAAGAAGAAUGAAGAAGCGUUGAAGAAGUGCGCUCAGGAUUAUCUCAACCGGGUCAAACAAGAGGAGCAGCGGUACCAGGCCUUGAAAAUCCAUGCUGAAGAAAAGUUAGACAAAGCCAAUGAAGAAAUUGCUCAGGUCCGUAAUAAGGCCAAAGCUGAGAGUGCAGCUCUCCACGCCGGGCUCCGGAAAGAACAAAUGAAGGUGGACUCUCUAGAGAGGGCUCUCCAGCAAAAGAACCAGGAAAUUGAAGAGCUGACUAAGAUUUGUGAUGAACUGAUUGCCAAGCUAGGAAAGACUGACUGACCCGUUCUCCAUUGUCCAGAGCACCCGUGCUCGGCUGCUUCCUGUUAUCUGUCUGCAUCUUCAAGCAAGCGCCUCGCCUUAUUUUCCAGAAAAAAUAUCCCCCUUGCAGCAGAGAGAAAAGCACAUGCCCUUAGCUUCUGCACUAAGCAGCCACCAUCUGCAAGAGGAGUGACCAAAGGGCCCUGUGCUCUGCUCUAUACCAACCAAGGUCUCCCUGGCUACAUUUCUGCUGUCCGCUAUUCUCAGACGGUUCUGACUUUAAUGAGCCCAACUGCUAUAUGCAGGGUGUAUUUUAGAGAUACAGUUGAGAAGAGCCACUCCGCUCUGUGGCUGGGAUGAGGCUCCGGCCCAUGUUAGGUGCUGGAUGGGUGCCUUGAGGAACAGUCAUCUGCAGAAAUGGGUUGCUGAAAAGAACUGCAGUUUCAUGGUGGGGGGAGGGACCAGUUGGAGGUGCAGCUUUACCUGAACAGGUGCUCCAUUGUCUGCAGUUGGCAUGGCAAAGGCACACGUGGAGCAUGGACUAGGUUGUAUCCGAGGGCACAAGGAACGAGGCCAGGGCAAACGCAACUGUUUUGUGACCCGGGGUGAUGCUCAGAUUGGUUCUCCAAGGGUGGAUCACAUGUAGAAUCAAGAUUAAGGUUUAUCGGAUUCUGGGAGAGUUAGGUCUUUAUGAGCCAUGAUUGGCAAUGAAGAAAGGAAGUACCUGCCCGUCUCUUGUCAGUCUGGAUAACAGUCUUGUGGCACCAUGAAGUGUAACUGUUUUAUUAUGUCAUAAGCUUUGGCGGACUAGAAGGUUUCUGCCACAAUAAAUCAUCCUGUGGCUAAACGAUUUAUGGUGGCAUAGGCAUUCUCGUUCACAAAAGCUGGUGGUGACCAAAACAUUAGCCUUUAAGGUGCCACCAGGCCCUUUAUGUUGGCUGUGAUAGAUUAAUGAGGCUCCUUUGCUAGAAUUUGACUCUCACUUAGUGCACUUUAAUGCCACAGCAUGAGAACAGCAUCAAUCCCUGAGAGCACGAGCACGGAUUUCCCAGCGCGCACCUUCAACGCAGAGCCUCUUGAAGUAUUAAGAGCAGCUGUUCAGACGUUAAAAAAAUAUGCAAGGAAAACCCUCUCCCCAUUAAUACGAUCCAAAUAUGCUGCUGUCAUCUCCUUGGAAAUUCGCUGAAGAGGAUGAAAAACAACCGUCUAUGUGCAGAGUUAUGCCAUCCUAAAGUACGUUCCCUCCGUCCACUUCCCGAGUUCCCAGAGAACCUGGAAUAAUUUCAUACCUAAAGCGUAUUACAAAGAAAUCACCCCCUUACACACACACACACACACGAGAGAGAGUAACUUAAAUUCAUAUUUGAUUUAUCUGGGAAAUAAAUGCUGCGUAAUUUUAAGAGAUAGAGCUGUACCUGCCUGCCCAGAAAACGGCUUCAGCCGGACUCUUGCUUUCCAGCGUUUGUCGUAAAGUCCCUUUGCAUUUUCCCCUUUAGUUGGUCCACUGAAGAACCAUUGAAGCACUUUGAUUAGUCCACCAUGGGAAAUUCCUCAAGGGUUAUCGAUGUUUUAACAUGUCUCUAGGCUUUUCUUGUACCGUUGAGGUCUUGCAUAUUCUGACUGUAUUCAGGUAUUGGUGUUUUGAAACCUGUUUGCACUGUGGAGUUUUCUCCCUGCCCUGCAGAGUCCAGGCUUGCUGUCAGCAUAUUUUGAGUCCUUCUAACGGCCAGAGUGAAAUUGAUGCUCCAAAGCCAUGUGCCUAUGCUCCUUGUGUUAGUAUUUGUAGUGUGGUUCAUCUGCUGCUAUUCUGCCUGUUCUAAAUUUCACACGCCGUCUUCCUUAGAAUCUGCAUUCCUCAGAACCUCGGUUGCGAUGUGGUUUAUUUUUCAUUUUAAAACAAAGUCCUAGCCUUCGUAGUUAGGGGAAAUGUAUCUGGAAAAGUGCGGACUGCCUCUC
Messenger RNA from Elgaria multicarinata webbii, 4638 nucleotides. RefSeq names its product transforming acidic coiled-coil containing protein 1 (gene TACC1). NCBI's taxonomy places the organism in Eukaryota, Metazoa, Chordata, Lepidosauria, Squamata, Anguidae. The coding region runs from base 163 to 2703 and encodes 846 amino acids. The record is from RefSeq and is a predicted model, not a curated record. Gene Ontology annotation, biological process: cell population proliferation; cerebral cortex development; mitotic spindle organization. The transcript has 14 exons. Gene Ontology annotation, cellular component: cytoplasm.